AAAUCAUCUGUGUUUUGUUUAUACGCGUUUGCAAAAACAAUUGGAAGUUGAUGUAAACUAUCUUAAAGACCGGCUACUUACACUAUAUUUGGCUUAUUAUGGAUCAUCAGGAAGCCACAAUCGAUCACUACGAUGCCUGUGUUACAGCAGAUAAAUGUCUGCUAUCAGCGCCGCUUCACAUCUUCCAAAGCUACAUGGAGCAAGCUGUCUGCAGUUCGCUGGAUAUUGAAACGGUGCGAAAGGGCCCAUCCUACUGUCCCUGGGCUAUUCUACGAGCCAGUUUAAGUGUUCUGCCGAUAAUAUUGCCUACGUUGCUGGGUCUCACAUUAUCGCAACUGCUAUGUCAACACUUGUCACAGCGGUCUCUGCGCCGUUUCCUUCUGGAAUUCCUUCUGAUUACCCUGCCCACCGUCUGCAGCAAUACAGUGGCCAAUUCCUAUAAUAACCACUACUGCAUAGUGGUUGCAACAUUAAUCACCCUGCUGCUCUUGCGCUGUGGAGCUUGGCGAGGAGCUGCAGCCAAACACUGCUACGAGGUUGGAAAGAAGCCAGCGGCGAUAACCCUGCUGCGGGCAACGUCUUACAUCUGCACUGGCUGCGCCAUCUUGGCUGUAGACUUCAAAGCCUUUCCCAUUGAGUGGCGCAAGAGUCGUGAGUAUGGCGCCUCCCUAAUGGACGUCGGGAUAGGCAUGUUCGUCAUGUCGAUGGGCGUGGUCUCGCAGCGUGCCCACAACUGGGCUGACAUGCGGCGCGUGCUGAAGGUUGUGUUGCCCCUGUUGAUGCUUGGCUUGGCACGCACUGUGGUCAUCACGCUGAUCAGCUACCACCAGGACGAGCAUGAGUACGGCACACAUUUGAAUGCCUUCUUUACGCUGGGCCUCACCAAGCUGCUGGCCAGCCUCUGCAGUCUGCUCGCACGCUCCGACAAGCAGCUGUUGCCACUGUCACUGGCCAUUCUUAUGCUCCACGAGCUGUUCUUGCAGCAGGGGCUCGCAGCGUAUGUCAUGUCAUCAGCCAACCGGAGUAGUUUCCUAAGCGCAAAUCGCGAGGGUCUAAGCGCAUUGCCUGGCUGCAUCUCGCUCUAUCUGCUCAGCGUCUGGGGCGGCAGGUGGUACAAGGCCAUGGAUAAGCUUAGCUACGAGCAGUUCCUAACCAAGCUGCGCAAAAUCCUGCUGGUAACAGCUGUGACCUGGCUGUUAGCCUUCGCCUGCGUCUUUCUCUUCGGCAUAGCACGUGUCACCUUCAACGCGGGCUAUGUCUUCUGGCUGUUCGGCAUUGGCACGCUGCUGCUGCUGCUCUGCUCGUUUCUGUUCGAGUUGUGCUUGAUGGCGCCGACGGAGAAGCUGACGCCCUUGCCCGCCCUUGUGGAGACCAUCAAUAUGAAUGGCCUCACAUAUUUUAUGCUCUGCAACUUCCUGACGGGCCUCGUCAACCUAACGCUGAAUCCGGCCAAGCGCAGCAGCGGCGAGUGUGUGGCCAUCCUAAUGCUCUACAUGCUGGCCAGCACGGGCAUGGUCUAUGUGCUGUUUCGCAAGGGCAUUCGCAUUGCCUAAGCUGUCGUGAUAACUACCUGCAUAUGACGAUAAUGAAGUUCUCUUUAUUUUUUAAGUAUUUACUAAGCACCAAAUUCAAUUACGUAUUAUACAUUUAUAAAAAUUGUUAUAGCUAAAUUGCAAGUUUGUUUUUGUUGUAUUGUAACAUAAAAUAAGUAAAAGUGUUUUCGUUGGGGCUGCUCGACGAGAAGAUACCUCGUACUCGGCGUGGUACUCUUGCUUUACUUAUAUACUGGCUUUCUAAUGUA
Molecule: messenger RNA, 1801 nt
Organism: Drosophila mojavensis
Lineage: Eukaryota; Metazoa; Arthropoda; Insecta; Diptera; Drosophilidae
Gene: PIG-Wa
Exons: 2
Coding region: 99-1553 (484 amino acids)
Biological process (GO): GPI anchor biosynthetic process; protein localization to plasma membrane
Cellular component (GO): membrane; endoplasmic reticulum
Molecular function (GO): glucosaminyl-phosphatidylinositol O-acyltransferase activity
Source: RefSeq, a predicted model, not a curated record